CUUAGGCCCAGUACUAGCCCCCCCCCUCACCCCUCCACAUUCGUCCGCUUGUACUACUUCUUUUCUCUCUCGAUGCCCUGAAUAGAAUCGUGUGAUUCGUGAUCACGUUCGAUAUUCCAUCUUCACCUCUUCUGGCCAGCCACCAUGUACACCAUCGACAGCACCUAUCACCCCCCGUAUGUGGGCCUUUUUCUCCUCAUUUUCAGUUGCUGUGUAUACGCGGUCAUCCAAGUCUUGAAACCUGUCGACUUGAAACGCUCGAGCGGGAAAAGGAGAUGGUCUAUGCCACCGGGGCCACCAGGAGCUCCGGUCCUGGGAAACUUGCCACAUAUGAUGAAAGCGCGCCGCGGAGGAGCCCUGUCGUUUAACAAAUGGCUUGCCUCCCUGAUACCAUAUGGCGAAAUGGUGACAUUGCACAUGGGCUCCAAGACAUGGAUCGUGCUCAACUCGGACCGCGUCGUCUCGGAACUCAUUGCCAAGCGCGGUAGGAUCACCAACGAAAGACCGCAUAUGCCCAUCGCGAGCGAUCUCGUCAGCAAUGGAAAGCGCACGGUGAUCCGUCAGGAAGAAGAAUGGCGGGAGGGGCGCCGAGUGAUGCAUCAUUUGCUCAGCGGCUCGAAUCUCAAGGUCUAUGCCGGCAUGCAGGAGCUCGAGAGCGUCGACAUGCUGCGCCGGUACCUUCGGGAGCCCAAGCUGUGGUAUUCUCACCACUUCCGCUAUGCGACCUCGGUGCUCUACAGGAUCGUGAUGGGCUACCCCCUGCACAAGAGCAAGGCGGAGCUCGACGCCUACCAGAGGGUGACGAUCGAAUUCGUGUCGUCCAUCAACCAGAGCUACGUGGACUUUUUCCCUUCUUUCAGCAAGCUCCCCCAUGUGCUGCAGCCGUGGCGAAGCUACUGGAUGCAGAUGGGCGCGUUUCACCGCCGUGUCUUCCAACAAUGGUGGCAGCCCAUUAGCGCCGCCGUGCGCGACGGCUCGGCGCCUCCGUCCUUCGUUCGCGACGUCCUGCUCCAUCCAGACAUGAGGUACGCUGGAGACGAUGAAGAGGCCAUGUACCUGGCGACCUCUGUCAUGGCAGCCGGUGGCGACAACACGCGCAUGACCAUGAAUGUGUUCAUCAUGGCCAUGGUCGCGAACCCUGAAGCGCAGGCACGGGCACGUGCAGAAGUCGAUCGAGUAUGCACGAAGGGCGACUCGCUCAGGCUUCCUCGCAUGUCGGACAUGUCCGAAAUGCCCUACGUGGCGGCCAUGAUCAAAGAGGUUCUACGUUGGCGGCCCACCGUCCCUCUCGUUCCCCCACAUCAACUCACCGAGAACCUGGAGUUUGACGGGAAUUUCAUCCCGGCUGGCACAUGCCUCCUGAUCAACUCCAUUGCGCUCUCCAAGGAGUUCGAGGAUGCAAACAAGUUCAAGCCGGAGAGAUGGAUUCAAGGACCGCCAGGGUCGGGCAAGACAAUACCGAAUUUCUGGGGAUUCGGGGGCGGGCGUCGAGUCUGCGUCGGCUCCAAGGUGGCAGAGCAAGCUCUGUUCAUCAUCUUUGCCCGCUUACUCUACUGCUUCGAGUUGAUUCCGGAUGGGCCUAUCGACGACGAGAAACUCAAUCACCAGAGUCUGGACGAGCCAUUUCCCGUCGGGGCCACUGUACGCAGUGCUGGCCAUGCGGCACUGAUUGAGGGCGAGGCCGCAAAAUACGAGGCUUCCUUCUCUACAUUCGCUACAAAGUAGUAGGCCUCAGUCAUUCGUGUCACACGGGAAUACAGACCAAGAAGGAGGAGUAUGGGGGCAUGGAGGAGAUGCAGAACUUUGAACCUCAAGCUUUGAUCAGCCAUAUGUGGCUAUGAUUUUGUCCCAGACAUAGCUGUUGGUUCCAAAAGAGCAGAAGUGCCUGAUACGAAGGUCCAACCAAGACAAGAGUAUAUGAUACGUAGACAAUUCCAUCCUUGUUGUGUUGUUAGACAUUGGGAAAGCCAAAGCCUGGAGAAUCGGCGAAAAGUUUCAUUCCUGCCUUUGGUCGUCGUCGUGUACCACGUUGCUGAAUCGACUGUUCCCCC
Neurospora tetraspora is the source of this 2051-nucleotide messenger RNA. Its product is annotated as cytochrome P450. The record is from RefSeq and is a predicted model, not a curated record. The transcript has 3 exons. Bases 145 to 1725 code for a protein of 526 amino acids. Gene Ontology annotation, molecular function: iron ion binding; oxidoreductase activity, acting on paired donors, with incorporation or reduction of molecular oxygen; heme binding. NCBI's taxonomy places the organism in Eukaryota, Fungi, Ascomycota, Sordariomycetes, Sordariales, Sordariaceae.